AUCAUCCUUAGAAAGCCCGCCGUCCCUUCAUUUCCCUCCAAUCCAACUGAGACUUGACUCAUUUCCGAGACCCUUCUUCCUCGCAGCACCAAAACCCUAACUCCUACUGAACCACUCCACUUGCACCCAAAAUCACCCGUCUCCGAUUCGACUCGGUCCAACCAGGUGAGUCACUCUCCCCUUUCAAUUCCUCAGUGAAUAUUUCUCACUCUUUCAAAUCCAAGAUUAGGAUUCAGUUUGAUUUGGGUUGUCACUCUAGUCUUAGUUGCUCUGAUCAUAUUGGCUUGACUCACUCGCUGGAUGGACGUAGAAACUAAAUGGGGUUUGAGUGAAAUGAUUGAUGUGUGUGAAUUUGGUGUUCGAUUUCUCUAUAAAGAUAAUGAACGUCUCUGAAGAUGAACAUGGUCAUAAUGGGUUUUGAACUUUUGAUUGAGUUUCUGUGAAUGAAAUACCCAUUUGAGUAUGUACUGGUGGUAUUGAACAAAUUUGGGGUUGGUGGUUUUUAGGCUAACUACUUGAUUUGGGUUAGGAAGUUGUGGUUGAGGGAGGAGAGUAUAUAGGGUAAUGGAGACGCCGGGUUCAGAUGGUUCUGCAAUAAAGCGGUCUCUGAGGAAGAAGGUCGGUUUGCGAAGUUAUGAUGAGAAUCUAAUGGAUGAUCUCAUAGAGAAGCAUUUGGGUGGGACUUUUAAGAAGAAGAGUAGGACAAAGGAGGAUUUGGAGAAAGAGACUGAGACCGAGGCGAUGAUAGCAUUCUCCCUCGGGUUCCCUAUCGAUGCGCUUCUUGAGGAGGAAAUUAAUGCUGGGGUGGUCAAAGAGUUAGGCGGGAAGGAGCAGAAUGAUUAUAUUGUUGUGAGGAAUCAUAUUUUAGCAAGAUGGAGGAGUAAUGUCCGAGUGUGGCUCACAAAAGCACAGAUUAGAGAAACCGUGAGUGGUGAGUAUGGGGAUUUGAUAUCUGCUGCUUAUGAUUAUCUUUUUUAUAAUGGAUACAUUAAUUUUGGGGUUGCACCAUCAUAUGUGGCAUAUAUGCCAGAGGAGGCAACUGAAGGGUCUGUUGUUAUUGUCGGAGCAGGACUUGCUGGACUAGCAGCCGCAAGGCAUCUUAUGUCAUUGGGUUUCAAAGUGGUUGUUUUAGAAGGUAGGAAUCGACCUGGUGGAAGAGUUUACACCCAAAAGAUGGGGCACAAUGGCAACUUUUCUGCUGUGGAUCUUGGUGGCAGUGUCAUUACUGGCAUCCAUGCUAACCCUCUUGGAGUGUUGGCUAGGCAACUUUCUAUUCCUCUUCAUAAGGUCAGGGAUAACUGCCCCUUGUACAAGCCUGAUGGUAUGCCUGUUGAUAAGGAAAUCGACUCUAAGAUUGAAGUCAUCUUUAAUAAGCUGCUUGACAAAGUCAUGGAACUCAGGCAAACUAUGGGUGGGUUUGCAAAUGAUAUUUCUCUGGGUUCAGUUUUGGAGACACUUAGGCAGUUGUAUGCUGUUGCUAGAAGUGCUGAGGAGAGGCAACUUCUUGAUUGGCAUCUCGCAAAUUUGGAAUAUGCAAAUGCCGGAUGUCUAUCAAAUCUUUCGGCUGCCUAUUGGGAUCAGGAUGAUCCUUAUGAAAUGGGUGGGGACCACUGCUUUCUCGCUGGAGGUAAUUGGAGAUUGAUAAAAGCAUUAUGUGAAGGAGUUCCUAUUUUCUAUGGAAAGACUGUGAAUACCAUUCGUUAUGCAGAUGGAGGGGUUGAAGUGAUCGCAGGCGACCAAGUGUUUCGAGGGGAUAUGGUCCUGUGCACUGUUCCUCUUGGAGUUCUGAAAAAAGGGGCUAUUAAAUUUGAACCUGAGUUGCCCCAAGAAAAACUUGCAGCGAUUCAAAGGUUGGGGUUUGGGCUGCUGAACAAAGUAGCUAUGGUUUUUCCUCAUGUUUUCUGGGGAGAAGAUCUGGAUACUUUUGGAUGUCUCAAUGAACACAACCAGAAACGUGGAGAAUUCUUUCUGUUCUACAGUUACCAUACUGUUUCUGGAGGUCCAGUUCUCAUUGCACUGGUGGCUGGAGAAGCCGCACAAACAUUUGAAUGCACAGAGCCAUCCAGCUUACUUCAUCGAGUUUUAAGUGUGCUCAGAGGUAUCUACAGUCCUAAGGGCAUUGUCGUGCCUGAUCCAAUACAAACCAUAUGUACAAGAUGGGGCAGUGAUCCCCUUUCCUAUGGUUCAUACUCUCAUGUUAGAGUACAGUCAUCCGGCAGUGACUAUGAUUUACUUGCAGAAAAUGUGGGAAACCGGCUGUUCUUUGCAGGUGAGGCCACAAAUAGGCAACAUCCAGCUACCAUGCAUGGGGCCUUUUUGAGUGGCCUAAGAGAGGCAUCGUGCAUGUAUCGCGCCACAAGGAGUAGCCAAAACAAUGUCAAGAAAGUCUCACAAAAGAAUGUUGGACCAAGCAAUGAUAUGCUGGUAGAUCUAUUCAAGCAUCCAGAUCUAGCAUUUGGGAAGUUUUCAUUUGUAUUUGAUCCUACAACAGAAGAUCCAAAAGCUGUAGGGCUUACGAGAGUUAGUAUUGGGAGCGAUGAAGACAGUUUUAAUCAGCAGUUUGUACACAGCUUCCAGCAUUCGUUAAACCUACCAUUGCAGCUUUAUGCUGUUGUAUCUCGUGAGCAAGCAUGUGGGUUAGAGCUGGUGACAGGAGGAGAAGAAAGUAGGUUAUCAUACUUGGUAAAAGAUCUUGGUUUGCAACUGAUGGGACCUAGUGCCCUAGGAUCGGCAGGUAACUCCUUGGCAAUUAGUAUUUUCAAUGCACGAAGAGGCAGGGGAAAGAAUCGUAUGUUUGCUGGGCGGCAAUAGGUUUCAGUUUCAAGAACUUAACGUUUUGGUGUAUUGACACGGAGUUUUCUGUUCUAUACACAUGCUACAUGAAAGGUUCCUGGAAUUCAGGGUGCAUUUUUCAGGUGCGCACUUUUGUAUAUGAUCGGGACAUGUAGGUUUGUUAGCUUGAAGAUAUAUUGAUUUCUGGAGUGGAACUGAGAAAAUACAUUUUGCUUGUUUCCGGAGAACAUGUUUUAGUCAUCAGCUAAAUUUAAUUAGGUCAAAGAUGCAUACAGAUUAGGGUUUAUACACAUUCAAAAUUGCUAGUCUUUUGAAAUGUCUCGUACUCUUUACAUA
This is a messenger RNA of Rosa chinensis, 3129 nucleotides long. Its product is annotated as lysine-specific histone demethylase 1 homolog 2. The record is from RefSeq and is a predicted model, not a curated record. Bases 565 to 2811 code for a protein of 748 amino acids. NCBI's taxonomy places the organism in Eukaryota, Viridiplantae, Streptophyta, Magnoliopsida, Rosales, Rosaceae. Gene Ontology annotation, molecular function: oxidoreductase activity; protein binding. The transcript has 2 exons.